Malaya genurostris is the source of this 1560-nucleotide messenger RNA. RefSeq names its product zinc finger protein 235-like. Gene Ontology annotation, molecular function: zinc ion binding. The record is from RefSeq and is a predicted model, not a curated record. NCBI's taxonomy places the organism in Eukaryota, Metazoa, Arthropoda, Insecta, Diptera, Culicidae. The transcript is spliced from 3 exons. Gene Ontology annotation, cellular component: nucleus. The coding region runs from base 219 to 1271 and encodes 350 amino acids.
UUUUGGUUUGCUAAACCGGUACUGCAUAGAGUAUUUAAAACAUGCAGACUUGCUCUUUGAGUUGACAAAUUUGUUUUACCCUGUCGGAAAAAAUUUAAAAUUGUCACCUGGCAUCUCUGGUCAACAGCAAAUAACGCCAUAAAUAUUAUUAACAGGCUUUGUUGUUCUGUGGUUGAUCCUAUAGAUAUCUUUUUUGAAACUAUACAAGAUCAUAAAAAAUGAACUACGAGUAUUUGCAGAAACAUUUAAAUAUUUUCGCACACCGUUCCAUCUGCCGGCUUUGUCUGAGCACCAACGAAAAUAUGGAAGAUUUGUUUAGUAACAACGAAGAUAAUCGACUGAUUGACACGAUUGCUGAGUGCACUUCGAUAAAGAUGAUUCCAUCGGAAAAUAUAAUUUCAUCAAUUUGCCUAACUUGCAAACUAAAAUUAUCCGAAUGGUAUGAAUUUCGCGAACAAUGUAUUCGCAGCGAAACUAUUUUUCAGAGCAAAGUGAUAAAGAUGGAAACCAUUGAAGUUGUACCUGAUAUAUUUACUCUACAUAGUGAAGAUGAAAACGAAGACAGCCCAUUCGAAAACUCUACCCAACAAACUGGAUGGACGUUUGCAAGCGUUGUAGACGAAUCAUUUGUAAUAAAAUCGGAACCAGAGGGUUCCGAAGACAGUUUGUCCGAGAAAAAUACCGAGAAUAGUUUUGAGAAACAAAGAAAAGAGUCUCUUGCACCUCCAAUGAAUAUCGACCUCAAAUCGUUAGUUGUUAUAAUAAAAGAUAAAAAGCACUGGAAAUGUCCUCAUUGCGAGAAAUGUUUUAGCCAAUCAGGAAACUUAAAAGCUCAUAUAAAUACUCACACCGGUUAUAAACCCUACACGUGUCACCUUUGCAAACGUUCAUUUGCCCAGAAAAGUAACCUCAACUAUCACAUGAAGGCAUCUCAUGAUCCCCAACGUCCAUUUAAAUGCAACGCUUGCGAUCGGUCCUUCCCAUCGAUGGAUCAAAUGGUCGUACAUUUGAGAAACAAACAUGAAAAUCUAGAUGCACAAGAUCGUCAAAUGCCGCUAAAAAGGCACCGAUGUCCUUUUUGUGGGAAAGGUUUCUCUCAAAGUUACAAUCUGAAGCUACAUGUCAAUAUACACACAGGCGAACGCCCUUACAAAUGUAACAUGUGUCCAAAAACAUUCACUCAGCGAAGCAAUUUGAACGUUCACGUCAACAAGAGCCACCGGACUGCAGUCGACCCGAACAGAGAAAAACAAGAGCCAGUCAUUCAAUGAUUUUUUUUUAAUUAGAACCUAUAUUCAAUAUAGGUUGAAACUAAAAUCUCAGCAUAAUGAAUAUGGAAACCAAACCUAACUAGAAAUGUCACCAAUAUUCUAUAAAAAGAAAUACUCGAUUGCAUUUGAGUGAAAUAUUCAGGAGCUGGCGAGUUUUUUUUAUUUUAUUAGUUUUACAAUAUUUUAGUAUUCAUUGAGAUGUACUGAUUAGCAGUAUUUGCCAUUUUAAAAGUGCUGGUAAUAAAAGAAAUAUCAUAAUGUUUUUCGAUAAUUAGUAAAUAUGGCUUGA